Acanthoscelides obtectus is the source of this 1617-nucleotide messenger RNA. Lineage: Eukaryota; Metazoa; Arthropoda; Insecta; Coleoptera; Chrysomelidae. The record is from the annotation of a GenBank genome assembly.
AUGAAAUCAUCCGCGUCCGGUUCAGGAGAAUCGCAAACUCAAAAAAGAAGUGUUAUUUGGAUGCAUUUCACCAAUAUAUCGGAAGCUAAUGCAAAGUCUAAUCUUUGUAAAAAUAUUUAUUCGCAUAAAAAUGGAAACAUUAGCAAUUUAAGGAAGCAUUUGAAAACUAAACAUCCGACUCUUUCAUUGGAAGGAGAAAGGGCAAAACGGCGGGUGGAAGACGAAAAUAUGCCUAGGUGCAAAAGGAACUUAGUUUCAGAUGAAAUAAUACAACUUAUGGUCCAGCAAACCAAUGUGCGUGCACGUGAAAUAAUAGCAAAUAAGAAACCACGAACAUCUUCCCGCUUUUCCAGAUGGCAUGACACCAAUGAAGAUGAAAUGGAAUUGUUUAUUGGAGUCAUUAUGCUAAUGGGAGUUAUCAAUUUUCCAACCAUUGAGAGCUACUGGAAAAAAGAUCCAAUGUAUUACCACGAGAUAUUUCACAAAAUCAGCUACAAUCGAUUUACACUACUCCUCAAAUGCUGGCAUUUUCAGGACAAUACACUUCCGUCCACCAGUAGGCUGGAUAAAAUAAAUCCAAUAUUGAGCAUCAUUCAAAACAACAUAAAAACUGUUUAUUGUCCUGGUGAUACUGUGGUGGUAGACGAAACAAUGGUGCCUUUUCGUGGACGUCUAAAAUUCAGACAAUAUAAUCCUUCCAAAGCUCGCUGCUCUUAUGGAAUCAAGUUGUACAAGGUAUGUACUCCAAAUGGGUAUACCUGGCAUCUAAAAAUAUAUGACAGUGUAUCAACCGCCAUUGAUGGGCUUGAUUUACCAGGAAGCACUGUAGUGGAAUUAGUGAGACCUCUUUUAAAUGAAGGCAGAAUGGUAAUUACUGAUAACUACUACACUAGCCUGCAACUUGCAAAAUAUCUCUAUGAUCGAAACACCCACCUAUUGGGAACAUUACGCAAAAAUAGGCGUGGUCUGCCAGAAGAAGUAAUUAUACACAAAUUACGCAAGGGCGAAAUAAUCUCAAGACAAAAUGGCUGUAUUACUGUUUCAAAAUGGAAAGACCAGCGUGACGUUCUUUUUCUCUCAACUGUUCAUGAUGAUGAAAUGAAAACUUGUGGAAAAAAAAGAAAUGGCGAAGAUAAGAUUAAACCUUCUGCCAUUUUGGACUACAAUAAAGGAAAACAAGGGGUGGAUAUAUCUGAUCAGUUUGCCAGCUACUACACUUGUCUGAGAAAGUCAUUGACAUGGUAUAAAAAACUCGCCAUAGAGAUUAUUUGUGGAACACUCGUUGUGAACACUCUGAUUAUAUAUAAUGAACAACGUCCAAAAAAAGAACAAGUAUCUCUUUUGCAAAUGAGACAAUCCCUAAUAAGCGAGAUGUUAAAAAGAAGAUCUAAUAACGAUGGCGGUUCUGGAGGCAAGACCAAAAAAACUACUCACAUACUGGAAGAACUGCCUAGAGAUAAUAACAAACUCUACAGAAAGCGUUGCCACGGAUGCUAUGGGAAACUGCGCGGAAACAAUUCGGCAUCAGAAUCUGCAAAAAAAGCUAAGAGGGUCAACACUAUCUGCAAAUCCUGCAAUCAAGCAUUUUGCGUGCCUUGCUUUGGAGAAAACCAUUAG